This is a messenger RNA of Amphimedon queenslandica, 1975 nucleotides long. RefSeq lists its product as uncharacterized. The record is from RefSeq and is a predicted model, not a curated record. Gene Ontology annotation, biological process: protein phosphorylation. Gene Ontology annotation, molecular function: protein kinase activity; protein binding; ATP binding. NCBI's taxonomy places the organism in Eukaryota, Metazoa, Porifera, Demospongiae, Haplosclerida, Niphatidae. The coding region runs from base 215 to 1975 and encodes 586 amino acids. The transcript is spliced from 7 exons.
UGAAAUGAUAACAAUUAUUAUCAUGUUGUUGUUGUGUUGUGUUCUAGCUUUUUGUUGUUCUUGUUUUUUAUUAUUCGUAAUGUGUUAUCUAUUUUGUUUGUCUUCCUGUAAUUACUAUUAUUCAUUAUAAUAUUUGAUGACCUACGAGCCACACCUAACUAUGAAUUUUCUCUGAAAUGACCUCGAAAAACGCACAGAACAAACAAAACAAAGAAUGGCCUUGAGAAUGUCAGCCCUAAAAGCAGCAACCACCAGCUUCAACUAUGAACCUGCUGAGAGAAAGCUGCAUUCUACAGUAAUAGUAGGAGACUGUCUUUACAUGUGGGGUGGGGAGAAAGAUGACUUAGGAUCUGGUCUUGAAGAUCACAAUAUUGAGACAGAAAGAAAAAAUUCAUCAGUUGUAGAGGUACUUCACCUUCCAACUGGUAGGUGGGAACAGAAACCUACCACUGGUGAUCCUCCACUGGGUAUCGUAAACUAUGUCGCUGUUGCUAUUGGGAAUGAGAUAUUCUAUUAUGGAGGAUAUUGUAGUCAUGGUCGCUAUGAUGAUAAUGUUCUGUACAGUUUAAAUGUUGAUACUCUCAAAUGGAGGAAAGUUGUACCUAAUAAUCCUGAGAAUGGCCCUAAGGAGAAGUAUGGAUGUGGUAUGAUUGCUGUCAAGAUUGAGGGAGAAGAUUACCUUGUAAUAAUUGAGCCAGGAUCUAAUUGUAUUUAUUAUUUUAGAGUUGCUACAGGUCAGUGGAUCUUGCCUAAAAUUACUGGAGAUGAUAUUACUGGAAUUGAUGAAUUAAUAUCAAUAGAUGAUACCAGUGCUAUUUUACUUAAAGAACAUUUUGUUUGUCGUCUUACCUUUGCUAAAGGAUCAGUGGUCUGUGUAAAUAUACAUGUAUCAUUACCUCAAGAUUUAUAUAUGCCGAUGCUAUCUCCUAAAGUAGUGCUGGCUAGUCCUUUAGCAAUAAACCUUUUGGCUAUUGGUGACAAAAUAUGUAUGACACUUGAUGUUAUCUAUAAUAAACUCAAUUGGAAGAAGGUUGGUGUUCCUAACGUAGUAAAAAAUAGGAUUUGUCAUUCUCUAUCAGUUUGGAACGAAGGUACAACCAAUACUUGGCUAAUAAUGUUUGGAGGAGAUAGGGCAAGUGAUACUAUCAGUGAAACUAUAUUCCUCAAUAUCAGAUACAAUAAAAGAGGUGAUAUUUCUGUGAAGACAUACUCAUUGAGGCAGUAUCAAGAAGAAAUGAGAAAGAGAAGGAGACCAUUUGAACAAGAGAUCAGUCAGAAAGGGGAAAGAGACAGCACAAUCGAAGAAAGACACCAGCAAGAGAUUCAACAAUUACACCUUCAAAUGGAAGAGAGAGAUCAACAGGCCAGGGAAAGAGAGAGAGAAAUGGAGAGACAACUUCAAGAAAUGGAGAGAGAACUCCAGCAAAAGAUUCAAGAGUUAUGUAUACAAAAUGAUGAUAUGGAAAGACAAUUUCGAGAGAGAGAGCAGCAACUUCAACAGCAACUUAAACAAAGUCAACAGGAACUUGAAGAGAAAGACCGUCAACUUGAAGAGCAGCAAUCAGCAUGGGUAGUGAAUGGAGAUGAAAUAAGAAUGACAGAGACAGUCCUUGGUAAUGGAGGCUAUGGUGAAGUUAGAGUAGCACAAUUCCGUGGACUAAGAGUAUCCGACUACGGGUCGGCAAACCUUCAGAAUCUCAUCGCUACAACAGAAAAUCCCGGAAACCGAGUCUAUUCAGCACCUGAAGCAGGGAAUCCAAGGAAGCACUCUCCUGCAAUGGAUGUCUUCAGUUAUGGUGUCCUCCUUAUAGAGAUGAGUAUUUGUGCUAUUCCACAACCUGGUAACAGAAGGCAGGAUGUUAAUUCUAUUAGACGGGCUGGGUUGAAGGGUCUUGUUCAACGCUGUGUUAUGGAUAAUUGUGAAUUGCGUCCUAAAAUGUCUGACAUUAUAAAUGAACUAACUCAAAGCAUUUGA